Messenger RNA from Annulohypoxylon maeteangense, 1031 nucleotides. RefSeq lists its product as uncharacterized. NCBI's taxonomy places the organism in Eukaryota, Fungi, Ascomycota, Sordariomycetes, Xylariales, Hypoxylaceae. The record is from RefSeq and is a predicted model, not a curated record. The transcript has 2 exons. The coding region runs from base 470 to 880 and encodes 136 amino acids.
GGGUAGGACCAGAAGGGCAACACCCCAUUCGACGUUGUUGGUUGUGCCGAAGCGAGACUCGUGGGGGUUUACCACACCUCGACGAAGACAACUUGAUAUUGUCCCUCAGAAGACGCAAGAGGAUGCAAGACGUACUAGAGCCAGAACGGACGGGAGGACCGACAGCUGAAGGUUUUUAUCUGUACUUUGAAGCGGGGUUGCCGUAGUUCGCAACCUUCAUGGACAAUAUAAAGCAUCAUGGGCCUAGUUAGAUAUUAAGAAUGCUAUUUAAGGGCCCAUGAGAUUGCCUGUCCUCGUGCGAGCCCAAACGGCGAAUAACGGCUGCGCAACCACCACUGGUAUGGGCACGACAUAUCCAUAUAUUUGGUUUCAACCAACUAGAGCGCGAGAAAAGUAGCAUAACCUCUCUGAACACGCAGAAAUCGUAUACUUGUUACCUAUCAAACGAUUAGUUACAAGUUACCACAUUAUGGAACACAAGGCAUCACAUUCUAAGGAUGAGAAAAGGCAAGUCCCUGAAAGCCAAGAUGGAAAGAACACAACCUCACAUGCGGAUAAUACACCACCGACAAGUCAGCAGCCAGCGUCAGUGGACCACGCCUCUAAAGAUACCAGGCACAUACCUUUAAAUCGCCCAUGGAAAGAUCGCCGAUGCACAAUUGAAGAUACCCUUAAAAGGGAGCAGUGGUGGAAAGCAGAGCUAGAUAAGGGGGACCCCCUAGAACGUUGGUACGCACAGUCAAUAUCAGAUGGCCCAUACCAUAACAUGAAGUCGGUCGUCACCGAAACGCAAGCCAGACAACCCAACGCCCACGGCGAUCAGUUACCGAGAAAGGUGGCGCCCAUAAGUGAGACAGCAGCAACAUCGGGAUCGGGAUAGAGAAGACAAAAUAAGGGGCAGGAGUUGGCGAGAAAUAGAAGAAAUGGUCUAAUAAGGGAUAUAUUAAUUAAUGAUUGUAAUUUUAUAAUGCAGAGACUGCGAGUUCUAGAGGUUCUCGUUGGGCUUCCCAAGCCAGCCAGUCAGAUCUGGU